UCUCUCCUUUUCCCGACUGCCUUCUUCUCCUCUAUCUUCUUAUUUUCCUCUCUGCAUCUCAUUCUCUGUCUCAGAUCUGGAAUAUCUCGACGCCUCGCCGCCGCACCUCGCCGCCUCAUCUUCUUCUCCUCUCUGUCAGUGUCUCGCCGAACACCGAACCAAACCACACUGAGAAAUCGGCGCCCCGACCACAUCGGUUUCAAGAGCUUCGGUCCGGCGUGAGGUCCCAGAAAUUGACAAACCGUGGCCUUGGGUUCGACGCUUGGUGGAGGCUCAACACCGAACCAAACCAGAGCGAGCCCAGGCCUAGUUCAAAUGGCAGAUGCAGUCUUCAAAUUCCAGGAGAGAUUUGGAUGCUAGGGUUUAGGGCGUGACUCGAGAGAGUUUACCUGAUGACGUCAUCUGAAAUAAAAUCUGGGGCAUUGGUUUCAUUGCAAGACCUACAUCCAUCUUCCUCUUAUUUCAAGCAAGGGGCUUCGUUGAGAGUAACUGGAAAGUUACAAGAGUAUUCUGUAGAGACAGCCAUUGCCACAAUUAUUGAUGGAAGUGACAGCUUAAAAAUCAACACCCAACACCUCAGGGAGCUUAGCUUUCGAGUCGGAUCUAUCUACCAGUUCAUCGGCGAGCUGCUUAUUCAACCUGAUAAUGAGGCAGUCUUGCAGGCACGUGUGGGUAGGAAUGUUGAUGGCAUUGAUCUCAAUCUCUAUUAUCAGUCUCUCCAAUUGUUGAGGCAAUUUCAGGCUCAUCAUUUGAAGAACCCAGUAACUUAAAAUAUUGUAACUUUAGAGUCAAUUUAAAGACCAAAUUACCCUCAGCAGCCAACCCAUCAAACAGUGCAAAUUGAAAUCGUAAUGGCAAAAAGGUCAAAGCAAAUGGCCCAAUGAUCACUUCAUAAUUGAACCCAAACGAAUAUAUUUAGUCGGGCCCUCAGAUUUUUCAUGGAUUUGACCUUCCGACGAAAAGCUUAUGAGAUUUUUUUAAAUA
Molecule: messenger RNA, 984 nt
Organism: Prunus dulcis (almond)
Lineage: Eukaryota; Viridiplantae; Streptophyta; Magnoliopsida; Rosales; Rosaceae
Product: CST complex subunit TEN1-like
Exons: 4
Coding region: 393-770 (125 amino acids)
Biological process (GO): negative regulation of telomere maintenance via telomerase
Cellular component (GO): CST complex
Molecular function (GO): telomerase inhibitor activity; single-stranded DNA binding; telomeric repeat DNA binding
Source: RefSeq, a predicted model, not a curated record